Molecule: messenger RNA, 481 nt
Organism: Lucilia cuprina (Australian sheep blowfly)
Lineage: Eukaryota; Metazoa; Arthropoda; Insecta; Diptera; Calliphoridae
Product: peptidyl-prolyl cis-trans isomerase-like
Exons: 1
Coding region: 114-434 (106 amino acids)
Biological process (GO): protein peptidyl-prolyl isomerization
Cellular component (GO): intracellular membrane-bounded organelle
Molecular function (GO): peptidyl-prolyl cis-trans isomerase activity
Source: RefSeq, a predicted model, not a curated record
AGCUGCGUGCUGAUAUUGUGCCUAAAACUGCGGAGAAUUUUAGAGCUCUUUGUACUGGCGAAAAGGGUUACGGCUAUAAGGGUUCAACCUUUCAUCGGGUCAUACCCAAUUUCAUGUGUCAGGGUGGAGACUUUACCGCACACAAUGGCACUGGUGGAAAAUCGAUUUAUGGCAACAAAUUCGAUGAUGAAAAUUUAAUAUUGAAACAUACAGAACCGGGUAUUUUGUCUAUGGCCAAUGCUGGACCAAAUACAAAUGGCUCACAGUUUUUCAUUACCACUGUUAAAACUUCCUGGUUGGAUAAUCGUCAUGUUGUUUUUGGUAAAGUGAUAGAAGGUAUGGAUAUUGUGAAGAAAAUUGAAGCAAUGGGUAGUCAAUCGGGUAAGACUGUUAAGACAAUUGUUAUCAGUGAUUCUGGACAACUUCAACAUUAAGAAUUAUUUUUAAUAAACAAAAUAAAAAACAAUUAUUAUUUUAUCUA